CCGAAAGCAGAGCAGCUGAGCUAAAAAUCCCAAAAACCUUGAGAGAGAGCAGAGAACAAUGAGCAAAAUCGAGAGCUUUGAUGAUUUCGUGAAAGUACAUGGAAUACUAUUGGCAGCUUCGGGUUUGCCGUCGAAACUUUACCCACGUCUCUUCCACAAACUUGCUUCCGAUACUUUUGAUGGCGGCGAUUACUUCCAAAUCGAAUCCUCCGAGGAUGAUCGCCGGCGGAGGCUUCUCCUCACUUCCCAAUCUAUGCCUAAAGAUUCUGACGUCUUCCUUGUUGAUCACGCCUGGACUUUUCGUCUUCCCGAUGCCUAUAAGCAGCUUAAGGAAAUUCCGGGAUUGGCUGAGAGGAUGGCUUCUUUGAUGAGUGUUGACAUUGAUGUGGAGGCUGAAGAAGAGGAAGUGGCAGAGGAACUCCCUGUUGAUCAGAUAAUACACAAUGAAAUUCGUUAUGCAGCAGAUAAAGGAUAUGAAUCUUUAAGAUGGUUGGAGUUGGAGGGUCUUGGAAUUGUUGAUGACUCAUUGCUCUCCCUGCAUUUGCCUAGUCAAUUUCAGGAUUUAGUGGCGCUUAGUCUUAUCUGGAAUAAAAUCGAGAGUGCGGAUGUGGUUAUACAAGAGGUUAUCAAGUUUAAGAAUCUGAAGGCUUUGUGGCUGAAUGACAAUCCUGUUCUUCAUAAGAGUGAACAUCAGAUGACUGACGAAAUACUGCAAGGCUGUCCGAGUCUUGAAAUCUACAACUCGUGUUUUACCCCUAAUUAUGGGUUAUGGGCACUUGGUUUCUGUGGAGAUAUCUUUGGGAAGGAUAAUCCUGGUUGUGUUCAGCAGGAUCACCCCUUGUGCAACGUCACCUCACUUGACCUUUCAAACCGGUCAAUACACAAUCUAGUCAAUAAGGCAUUCUCUGUGCAAGAGAUGCCAUUACUGUCUCAUUUAAAUAUCCGUGGAAACCCAUUGGAUCAGAAUUCUGUUGGAGAACUACUUGAAGUCUUAAAGCUCUUCCCUUCACUGUCUUCCUUAGAAGUUGACAUACCUGGACCGCUUGGAAACAAUACUCUAGAGAUUCUUGAAUCGCUCUCAAACCUUUCUUUGUUAAAUGGUGUUGAUACAGCUAUAAUAUUUGAAAAUGGAAAGCAUGUUAUUGACUCAAUGCUUCAACCACGCAUUCCUGAGCCGAAUCCUGAGGCUACUCUUGUUGACCGUGUUCUUGAUGCAAUGUGGUUGUAUGCACUGAAUUAUCGCCUUGCGGAUGAGGAAAAGCUUGAUGAAACUUCUUUGUGGUAUGUGAUGGAUGAAUUGGGUUCAGCUUUGAGGCAUAGCGAUGAACCCAAUUUCAAAGUGGCUCCAUUCCUUUUCAUGCCUUCUGGAAAACUAGAGUCUGCUGUGAGCUAUUCGGUGAUGUGGCCUAUAAAAAAUUCUCAAAAAGGUAAUGAGUGCACUCGUGAUUUUCUAUCUGGUAUUGGGGAGGACAAACAGCGAUCUGCCAGGCUCACAGCCUGGUUUCAAACUCCUGAGAACUAUUUUAUUCAUGAAUUUGAGAAAUACCAACAAAAACUGCAGGCUAAAGCUUUCGAGUCAUUACCUUCCAACCCUUCAGUUUCCCGAAGCAUACAGCAUAGUGAUGGGUCUCCUUUACUGGUUUACACGGAUCUACCUCAAGUUGAAGAAUUUCUGACACGCCCAGAAUUUGUGAUCACAAAUGAACCAAAAGAUGCAGACAUAUUAUGGACGAGUGUACAGGUGGAUGAGGAGCUCAAAAAAGAGGUGGGAAUAACAGAUGACCAAUACCUAAAUCAGUUUCCCUUUGAGGCUUGUCUUGUUAUGAAGCAUCAUCUUGCGGAGACUAUUCAAAUGGGUUAUGGAUCUCCAAAAUGGUUACAGCCUACUUAUAAUCUUGAAACACAAUUGUCCCAGUUUAUUGGGGACUAUUGUGUCCGUAAACGUGAUCAAUUGAACAAUUUGUGGAUCUUGAAACCAUGGAACAUGGCACGGACAAUCGACACAAGUAUAACCGAUAAUUUAUCUGCCAUCAUCCGCAUGAUGGAAACUGGUCCCAAGAUCUGCCAGAAGUACAUCGAGCACCCUGCUUUGUUCAAGGGGAAAAAGUUUGAUCUGCGAUACGUUGUCCUAGUUCGGAGUAUUGACCCGCUGGAGAUUUACCUAACAGAGAUAUUUUGGGUUAGGUUGUCGAACAGCCCAUAUUCAUUGGAAAAGCACAGUUUCUUUGAAUAUGAAACUCACUUCACUGUCAUGAACUAUGGUGGUCGGAAAUUGAAUCACAAGCCCACGGCAGAGUUUGUGAAAGAAUUUGAACAAGAACAUAAUGUUAAAUGGAUGGAUAUCCAUGAGAAGGUGAAGCAAGUGAUACGGGCAGUGUUUAAGGCGGCAGCUCUCACGCAUCCAGAGAUGCAAUCCCCCAAAUCUAGAGCAAUGUACGGAGUAGAUGUAAUGCUAGAUAGCUCCUUCGAGCCAAAAAUUUUGGAGGUUACAUACUGUCCUGAUUGCAUGCGGGCUUGCAAAUACGACAUGGAAACCAUAGAUGGAAAAGCUAUUGUUAGAGGCGGAGAUUUCUUCAAUUAUGUAUUCGGGUGCCUCUUCUUAGACGAGACCGCGCACGUUACUCCCUUGUGAGCUCAAUAGCCAGAGAGAAGAUGGAUGGUUUAGUUCCAAACUAGAAUGUUUUAUUUAUAAACAUGUCUUUUGUCA
Arabidopsis arenosa is the source of this 2707-nucleotide messenger RNA. The record is from the annotation of a GenBank genome assembly. Lineage: Eukaryota; Viridiplantae; Streptophyta; Magnoliopsida; Brassicales; Brassicaceae.